Molecule: messenger RNA, 7697 nt
Organism: Anneissia japonica
Lineage: Eukaryota; Metazoa; Echinodermata; Crinoidea; Comatulida; Comatulidae
Product: alpha-mannosidase 2-like
Exons: 20
Coding region: 256-3645 (1129 amino acids)
Biological process (GO): N-glycan processing; protein deglycosylation; mannose metabolic process
Cellular component (GO): Golgi membrane
Molecular function (GO): carbohydrate binding; alpha-mannosidase activity
Source: RefSeq, a predicted model, not a curated record
AGCUGGCAGAGCUUAGUACUUCUAGGCCUAGCGCUAACAUAGAGUGUGGUGUAUGUGUAUGCCCAUGCUGCAGGCUCUUAGUACACUAGACUCUCCGUUGGCGAUUUCUUAUGUAGAUAUGGCUAGGCCUAGCGUCUGCCUCUGAUGCACAGCGAUUUCAAUAUUUAGUAGUUCUGCGGUUAUUGAUCCGAAUGAAAUGAAUUUUUAAGGUUACAAGUUAGUCUGUGGAAAGUGUUGACAGUAAGAAUUUUAAAAAUGAAAAAGUACUAUGCUGUUUUCGGUUCUCUUAUCUUUUGCGUUGGAUUUCUGUCGAUUUAUAUGAUGCUGGACCAAGCUUCGCUGGACACAUUUUCUGGUGGAGCAGGGGGAGCGAUGUCUCAGAGGGAACUUAAUGAAAUAGGAGCAAAAAUAAGUGAUUUAGAAUCCAGUCUAGCCCGUCACAAGGAGAGUGUUAAGACCUUGCGAGAUGCGUUGCGUGCUCUAGCGAAGGGUGACGAUACAUUCCAGAUGGACAAAUUGGACUUGGGGAUUGGUGAUGCUCAAGUGAACCACAUUAAUUUCAACAAUCAGGGGGACAAAGCAGCCACCUUCAAUAAAGCUGUGAAGAAGCAGACGUCUUCAGCGAUCAAGCAUGAGGCUAUUGAUUAUGGUGUGAUGGACAAGGGUGAAAUGAUCUUUGCCCAAGUCGAUACAAAUGAAUGCACGUUUGCUAAAACUCCUAGUGGCAACUCGGCCAACAUUCAGAUGCUGGAUGUAUUUGAUAAGCUACCGUUCAAUAAUCCUAACGGAGGUGUUUGGAAGCAAGGUUUUGAUAUCAAAUAUGAGGAAAGCAACUGGAAUGAUGAGCCAUUGAAAGUGUUUGUGGUUCCACAUUCCCAUAAUGAUCCUGGUUGGAUUAAAACUCUUGAUAAGUAUUUCCAAGACCAGACAAACCACAUACUAGACAACAUGGUUGUAAAGUUACUGGAAAUGCCGAAAAUGACUUUCAUGUGGUCAGAGAUUUCAUACCUAUCUAUGUGGUGGAAGAAAAUUGAUGAAAGAAAAAAAGACAUCACUAGAAAACUUAUAAAGGAAGGUCGUUUAGAAAUUACCACAGGAGGCUGGGUAAUGAAUGAUGAAGCAAAUACUCACUAUUAUGCAAUGAUAGACCAAUUAAUAGAAGGCCAUGAAUGGUUAAAUGCUCAUAUUGGUGUUAAACCCAAGAAUGGCUGGGCUAUUGAUCCAUUUGGCCUGUCUUCAACCAUGGCUUACCUCCUGCAACGCAUGGGUCUAGAACACAUGGUUAUUCAACGUGCCCACUAUACCAUCAAGAAAUACUUUUCAUCGACAAAGAACUUGGAAUUCAUGUGGAGGCAAAAUUGGGACCAUGGCUCCAGCACGGAUAUGUUCACUCACCUGAUGCCGUUUUACAGCUACGAUGUCCCACACACAUGCGGACCAGACCCUAAGGUUUGCUGUCAGUUCGACUUCAAGCGACUUCCAGGUGGUCGUAUCACCUGUCCGUGGAAGGUUCCACCAAUCCCAAUUACACAGACAAAUGUAGAAGGAAGGGCUAGGUUACUGCUGGAUCAGUAUCGUAAGAAAUCCCAACUGUUUCGUUCCAAGGUGGUGUUAAUCCCGCUGGGCGAUGAUUUCCGAUAUGAUAAAACUGUGGAAUGGGAUAAUCAAUAUAACAACUACAUGCAGUUAAUGUCUUUCAUGAACAAUAAGAAAGACUGGCAUGUGGAGAUUAAGUUUGGAACUCUAGAAGACUACUUCAAAGCAUUGUAUGAGACUAUGCACACGGAACGAGGCAGCUUGCCACAGGGAUUCCCUGUCCUCAGCGGUGAUUUCUUCACAUACGCAGAUCGAGAUGACCAUUACUGGAGUGGCUACUUUACGUCUAGACCAUUCUACAAAAAUCUUGAUAGAGUUCUAGAAUCUCACCUUAGGGCUGCAGAAAUAAUAUACUCAGUUGCUGCGGCAACCGCUCGUCAACAUGACUCGACCACAUUCCCAUACAACGACCUCAUUCAAAUGCUUCACACGGGCCGUCAAAACCUGGGACUAUUCCAGCAUCAUGAUGGAAUCACAGGAACCGCUAAGGAUCAUGUUGUGGUUGAUUAUGGUAUCAGACUGUUGGCUGCAAUUGAUAAUUCUAGAAAAGUGAUGAUGGAAAGCAUUCUAUUCUUAUUGACGGAUGAUAAGAAAGUUUUUGCAAGGGACGUCAAUUUCUUUGAUGUUGAUGAAGAACGCCAUUCUCAUGAUUCUCUUCCCGAUAAAAAAGUGGUGAAAGUUAUGAAAGAUGCUCCGAGCAUCAUCAUUCUGUACAAUUCCAUUGCUCAAGAGCGUGUUGAGAUGGUUCGAAUCCAUGUGUCUUCACCAAAUGUUGAAGUGCAGGAUUCAGAAGACAAGGUGGUUGCCAGCCAGACAAAUUUGGUUUGGACCAGCAAAGAAGGCUCAUCUACAGAUGUGUAUGAGGUAUUAUGUGAUUGGUUGUUGUAUAAUUGCUUGCUAUAUCAUUGGUUGAUAUGGUUGACUGGUUUAUUUCAGACUGUGACCACUAAAACUGAUAUGAAGGAGACAAAUGUCGAUGUAGAGUUUGUGAUGUAUGGGACAACAAACAAGAAAGAUAAAAGUGGUGCUUAUUUAUUUUUGCCCAGUGGUCCUGAUGAGCCACUGAGUUUAUUACGGCCGUUGAUACGUGUUAUACGUGGCAAACUUCUAUCUGAGGUUCACGUUAUAAGUGAGAAAGUAGAACACACGAUACGACUGCCAAAGUCAACAGGUGUGGAUGGAUGCAGCUUAGAAAUUGAAAAUAUUGUUGACAUUCGAACGGAAAGAAAUCGCGAAAUAGUAAUGAGGGUAAAGACAGGUAUUCAAAACAAAGACAAGAUUUUCUUCACCGACUUAAAUGGAUUCCAGAUUCAAAAGAGGAAAACAUUAUCCAAACUCCCGACGCAAGGGAAUUUCUAUCCAAUGGUGAGCAUGGCAUAUCUUGAGGAUACAACGUCAAGGUUCACCGUACACUCUAGGCAAACCCUCGCAGCAGCCAGUCUGGGACAAGGGUGGCUGGAGGUGAUUAUGGAUAGGAGACUAAUGCAAGAUGACAAUAGAGGGCUCCAACAAGGUGUGAUGGAUAACAAGAGAACACCAAACAAAUUUAGGUUUUUAUUAGAAAGACGAGAAAAAGGCACUGAGCCUGGAACAGACAAUCUUCCCGUUGGUUAUCCAUCCCUCCUAAGUCAUGCAUCAUCACUCAUUACCAACCAUCCGGUAUACAUCCAUACUGCAAUAUCGGAGAAUGCCAACGAGGCUAAAAUCUUGCCAGAGUUUGAGAUAUUCCAGACGCCACUGCCGUGCGAUAUUCACCUAGUCAACCUGAGAACACGAGUGGAACAGACGACCAAUAUGGUAACAGCAAAAGAUGAAUCAUUAGUGAUUUUACACAGGCGAGGUUUUGACUGUUCUUUCCCAGGCCCAGCAUUAAUGUGCAAUACAGAUGAAGGCAAGGUCAGAGUUAAUCAACUUCUAAAAAGUUUACAGGUUUCACAUUUGCAACAAACUUCCUUAUCAGCUAUGUACGAUGGAUCCGAGCUAGCCCCAGAUGCGACCGUUACUAUAGAACCCAUGGAAAUCAACACAUACAAAGUAAAACUCGGCUGAGACGUUUCACCGCAACUAUUGUUGUUUACAAUAAUCGUUUUAGGGUCAUCAGGUUGCUGAAUAUUCAUGGUGUGUUUCUAUAUGCAUGUUUGAAUAUUCAAGAGUACUAUAAAUGAAUUGUAAUGCACCAGUCAGAUUUCUCUCUCUCUGAAAUGAGUAAAUUAGCAGCGGUUUUAAAGUCAACUGUUUAUCAGUGAAUAGGGAGCUUUCGCUUUGCGCGACGACGUAACACUAGAACAGAUCCACUCUUGCGUCAUCGUCCUACGUUCUCUGCACAAAGAAGAUUCGGCCAAAUUGCAUCCUAGAAUCCAUGCAACAAUGAGACUUUAACGUUCUUGCAUGCACAGUUGACUUUUAUUUAUUUUAUUUAUUUAUUUAUUUAUGUGACAUCAUUGUGUUCUACAUCCUACCGUUGUUGUGCAGUCAAAAGCUCCCUACUGACAGUCAGAUAUUCCUGAUAUGGAAUGACAAAUACCAAGUACUAAGUAAGUAAAGUAUUCAUAUGUUUUUUUUAUGAUUGAAGUGUGGUUAUUCAGCCAUUAAGUGAAGCAUUCCCCCAUUAAAUAUAACGUCCUGUAUCAGAUACCAAUUCCAGACCAGUUCAUAUAUUGAAACUAGGGAUGUGAUGUGAAAAAAUAAUGACAGAUUUAUGUUUAAGUAUGUUUAUUUCAUCUUUAUUGCAAUCUUAGGAUAAAAGUAUGUGAAAGUAUAUUGCAUAAAUGAUGGAUAAAGAGAACUUUUACUUAAAAAAUAUUAAAUUAUUGACUGUACACAAAAAAUCUAUACACCAAUAAAACACAUCAUAAAUAUUUUGAAAUUAAUUGAUUGAUUGAUUGAUUGGAAAGUUAUUCAACAAAAUAUAAAAGUAGUACAAUUUAAUAAUCUUUACUGUAUUAUAUAAGAGUAUAUCAAUAUAUUAGACAUUAAAUUCAUAAUUAAUAUAAAAUAUUAAUAUGAAAAUUUUAAUUUAGUCAGACUACAUUGUAAAUAUACAUUUAAAUAUUAUGAAUCAACAAAUUUACAUCAUACAACAAAUCUAGUAUUAAAGUAUGAUAAUUGGGGAAAAAGUAAUAAAAAUUAGUUACAUCUUUACAGAUCCUGAAAUGCCAGCCAGCUGAACAAAUAGUUGUCUGGCAUGAAUAAAAAUUUAAAAAACUUUAAAAAUAUAAAAGACGAGUUUCGAGCAAACUCUAUUUGAAUUCUAAUAGGGCGCCCCCUAUCUCCUGGCAGGACCGUUUUCUUUAACGUUUAAUUGGGUACAUAUGAAAUCAGGGCAGUCGCACCUCUUGAAAUUCUAUUUUGUACUCAUUGCUAGUACUAAUUCUUUGUAGGAGCAAAUGUGCUAAGAUACUGUUUCUGAUUCUGUUUCUGAUUUCUUAAAUUUAUUUUUAAAAUUUAAUCUUUAGAACAUAACUUUAUAUCUACCAAUUUUUCCUUUCAUUUUAUUUUAAAUUCAUAACAAAGUGAAACAUAGCUGCAAACAAGACCAAAAAACAGUGGUCCAGAAAAAUGCGUAACUGGCUUUUAAUAUUUAAGCAUUUUAAAUAAUAUCUAAAAUCACUUAAUCAUAACAAAGUAAAACAGAAUUACUAACAAAAUUAUCUAGACAAGACCAAAAACAAUAGCACAGAAAUUGUGACCAACCCAGCUAAGUCAUCAAUUAAAAUUUAGUUUAAUUUAAUUUAUUGGUUAUUUAUCUUUAAAUUAUACAUUUGUUUUUGUGCAUAACAUGUACAUUAUUGAUAGAUAAUUUUAUUGAUGAACAAAUCAUGGUAUAUAUAUAUUCUUUAUUAAAUUUUAGGAAAGCAAAUCUUUUAUGACAAUUUAAAAAUGAAUUGCUAUUUUAGGGUAACUUCUUGAAAAAAUGUUUAGGGCUUUUUUUUUUGCUGAAUUUAAUAAAUUGUAUUUUUGAUUUUUUGUUUUUUAUUUUAAGCUGGUUAUUGGGGUUUGGUUUAAAAAUGAAUUGUUAUUUGGUAUUAUGUCAUUAUAUGAACAUUCUGUAAUUAGGUAAACUUGAUUUCUGUAUUAGUUGUAAUUGUAUUUUGUAGAUUUCUUUCAGUAGCCUAAUUUUAGGAUGACAUGUAUUUUAAUUUCUUAGUAAACUGGCUAUAGAAUUUCCAGUUUUUAUUCUUUCUUAAGAAACCUAUAAUAUAAUAAUGAAUAAAAAUUACAUACAUGUGAUAUAAAAAUCAAUGAAAUAUAGUAGAACACCCUCCUUUGUGGCACUCCUAUUAAGGGGACACUUUUUUGGCCACAAAAAAGGACAGAAUAUCUUUUAACACUACCAGCUAACUCCUAUCCAGAGGACACUUCUAUUCAAGGGACACCCCUAUUAAGGGAACAACACUUUUUUUCUCAAAUGUGUCCCCUUAUAGGGGCUCUACUGUAUUUUCCAGAAAUUGAGGGAAAACUCAUGUGUAAAUAGAUAAAAUAGAUUGCUUAUACUUUAUAGUGUACAGUAUCUGUGUACCUUAUUUGUAUGUUGAUCAUAGAAUGGAAUACAGUAGAUUGAAUGAUAAAAGACAGUUAAUUCAGUAAAUAUUUUCAUUUUAUAUUUUCCUUUAAUUGUUGACAUUUGCUAUUACGUUAUUGUUAUGAAAAUUCUAUCACCUGAAAUUGCCCAUAAUUGUAUCGUUUGUGGUUUAAAAUGAUUUGCAUUUUAUUUGAUAAAAUGGUGAAAUGUGAUGUUUGCUGUAAAUUGGACAAUACACUAGCAGGCAAUCCCCUGGUGUUGGUUUUUUUUUCCAUUUUCAGUAUUGCAUUCUUUAAAGCAAGGUGGGCAUAAAAAUCGGUCGGAGACCCAAAGUGAAUUUUUGAUUUAACACUGAGGGCCGCACCCAAACUUUGUUGUUUCCAGUGUGCUUCCAAAAAUCAGGCUGCACUUUGCCCAGAUGUGCUUUAAAGCCUGUUUUCCAUAAAAUUGCUACAUGCUAUAGACAACUUCUUCGGUGUUGCUGAUUUGUUCAUUGAAUCGGGGAUGGAGCCUUCCCGAUUGCGUCAGGGACAGCUACGCAGUCCAAUGAAUGCAGUGAAUAUGCUGUCGCAACUCUGGUCGCAACAGUGUAGCAUUUUUAUGGAAACACCAGGCUUAACAUGCACGUAGGCAGCCCAUGAUUGGGGUCACUGCACAGUUUUCGGGGUCACUGCACAGGGGUUAUCAUCAGUUUAUUCAAUUGUACUAAACAACUCUUGUUCAUGUUUAUUUCACAUUGGCUAGUUUCCAUAAGGUGUGAUAUUUAAUUACAGUGUAUUCAUAUAAAAAUUAAUUUCAUCCAUGCCAAGAUAAUGUUUACUUCGUAAUGAAAUGGAAUGAUUAUAAUACUUUGUGAAAAGGCAAAUAGUGUUCAAGAAGUUUGCUAAAUUAUGAACACCUGUACUGUAUGAAUUUUAUGUAAUAUCGGCCAUGCUGUGGCGUACCUAAGAGGGUGUUUAAGUGCGCACUUCCCCAGAAAAUGCUUGGUUCCAGGCUGUCCCACUGGACUCGAUUAAUAAUAACAUCAUACCACCAGAAAUCGCUAGUUGAUUACCCAUCGCUCUUCCCCACUUUUCCCAACUUAAUCCUUGCACCCUCAUGUUAAUGCUCCUGGAUACGCCACAGCAGCCGUGAUAUAAAGGCAGGAUGAAUACAUGGCACAAAAAGCAUUUAUCAUUCUAUCAAAUGCACCUUUCUGGUAUGCCAAUCAAACUUGAAGCUGACCAAUCAAACGCCAGAAAAACUUGCACAAAAGCUAUUUAAUUAUAAAGGUCCUGCAAUUUAACAGCAGCACGGAGCUUCCGAUAUGUUCGACGACGCGACGCUAGAACGGAAUCACUCAUGCAUGACCGUCUUUAACGUUCUCGCAUGCGCCGAUAACUUUUAGCGACGUCAUUACGUUCUACGUCCUACCGUCGUCGCGUGCAACCGAAAGCGCUCUAAUAUCCAAGUUGCUUGGCAAUAGCGGAAAGGUCCAUUGUGUAAAUAUCUUAGGAUAGCCUUUUCUUACAGGAAAUUGUAAAUAUCAAGAUGUACAUUUUAUUGAGAAUUAAAAACUGAUCAAAACAGAAUGACAUGA